GGCAUCUUCUCCGGCUUCCACCCGCUCUCCUCCCAUCCUUGUGCGUCCUUACACUUGACGAGACGGAAAGCCUCCGCCCCUGACAUCUAUGGCCUUUGAAUGGACCGAAGAUGAACUGCCAUUCCCCUUGACUGAUAUCGAUCGUGCUCAUUUGAAACUCUCAGACGAUAAAUUCGAGCCACACACUUGGGACCAACUGAAAACAAUCAUUGCGGAGCACGACCUUAGUGCCUUGAAGCGCUGGCCUUCCGACCUGAGGCGCUAUAUCAAAUGGUCCAUUGAAAUCAGAGAAAAAUAUGGCAGCGUCCCCAACUAUGUCAGGCUAGUUCGUCUACAAUGGACCGCUUUGCCGUCAUCCAGCCCUAGCACCGGUCCACAAUUCGCCGUCAAGAGCCCUGUCCCUUUUGCAGACGCUGCAGAUUACAAGAUCCUGGUAAAUGACUGGCCUUAUGGCUAUGAUGACCCGAGCAUCAAGCAUAUUAUUGUCUGGCUCAAGAACAGACUCGAGUCUGAGCCAGUUAGAGGUGACAUGACCCCCAGAUCACGGCAACAAGUCAACGAUUUCAUUCAGAAGACCUUUGUCGACCGUGUCAAGGAGUUACAAGGCCACUCCGACAAGGUCAUGUGGUUCAGAAACUGGACUGCUCUUCAGUCCAUCCCGGGAAUUGAGCACGUUCACCUCUUCGUGCGUGAUGUCCCUGACGAUGUUAUAGCAGAAUGGACCGGUUCAGACACUCCGGUGAGCAGUCAGACUUGAAUCGCGUGCCGCAAAUAAAUGUCGCCUCUGGUCUGAAUUUAUUCAGAUCUACCAUAUGGUCCGUUCGGUGGGUGCCAUGAAUUAAAUGCUCCCAAUCCGCAAUCACGGCGGCUGUCGCAUUUCGUUCCAGAUAGAGUCAAAGACUUGAAAU
This is a messenger RNA of Exophiala mesophila, 908 nucleotides long. RefSeq lists its product as uncharacterized. The transcript has 2 exons. The record is from RefSeq and is a predicted model, not a curated record. Bases 89 to 757 code for a protein of 222 amino acids. Gene Ontology annotation, biological process: N-acetylglucosamine metabolic process. Lineage: Eukaryota; Fungi; Ascomycota; Eurotiomycetes; Chaetothyriales; Herpotrichiellaceae. Gene Ontology annotation, cellular component: cytoplasm.